AUUUGUUGUCCUUAGUUGAGCGGCAAACUUCAAUGGAGUUUGUUUACUGUGGCACGUGCCAAAUUAAUUUCAAUUAAUACAGGUGAAUCGGAUUAAGUUAGGCGUAAUGUUUUCUUAAAAUUUCAACAAACAUUUGAAUGGAAUAGAAACAUGAAAAUUUGGAUGUGUAGAUUUAACAUUCACAGAUAAUAUUUAAACCUUAAAAAUAAUUAAUGAAAUAAAUAUUAGGAGCUAUAGUAAUGUUCAGUCAGCUGAGUAAAGGAUAUGGGUCGUGGACAGCUGGAUAUGUUGAUCCAUAUUUUGGAGAGAAAAAGGCACAUGACCACCAUGAAUUCUCCUUCCCAGAAAUAGAUCAUGAGUCACACAUUCAUGGGAUCACAGUUGGUUCCCGCUCUGGCAGAUCCACUGCCAUGUCCUGGGCUACAGCCAAACGCAGCCGUGAGCCAACACUGGAUGGCAUACCGCUUCCAAAAACAUAUACAACUAGAAAAGGUGCACUUCAGCUUUACGUUGGACCUGAUGAUUUGGAAGAUGAUGAUGAAGAUGAUGAUAAUGAUGUAAAAGAAGAUGGUUACGCUUUAAAGCCAAAAUAUGUUGAGAUAAAAAGGCCUAAUGGGCAAGAACUUAUUGACUUGAGUUUGAAACUUGGAACAAUGGAACGUCUAGCAAUGUCUGUACUACAAUUUGGUGACCAGGAUUAUGACCAUGAACACACCAGUGUCUCUGAUGCCAAGAAUAAAGCUUUCCUGAAGUUCCUACACAAAGUAGACGAAGGAUUUGAGACCACUGGCAUCGACUCUAAUGUACAGCCUGGUGGAGAUUUAAACAACUACCUCAGGGAUCUUAAAUCUAGUGCUAGCAAUCACUCGGGCAAUAUGCGUGUCUCCAAGAGUCGAGAAUCGCUGGAAUUGCAAGCAAUUCUAAGAGGGCUUGAUAAUAACACCAACUGGCCAAUGUCAUAUUCGCAAGAUGGAGGGAGUGACCGUCAGAGUGUUGGUCAGUUCACGCGCCCAGUUUCGAGAGUCUCUUCACGUGGACCUUCACCAGGUUACCGAUAUUGUUUAUUGAGGAAACGAUAUUUUUUAGUACGACCUCCAUCAACACCACGAUCCACAUACCAAGUGUUGUCAGCCAAGAAACUUUGUGCCUCUAUCAAAUCAGGGAGUUACUUAGGACGUCCUUCUUCAAGGGUUUCAGUGAAUGAUGAUGAAAUAUUGGAAGGUGAUGCCAGAGGUCAUAUUACCUCAGCUUCUAUCACCAGACCCGUGUGGACACCUGCGGAAUCAAUGGAUGAUUUCCUUACUGAGUCACGUGAUGGCUUUUAUAGGGGAGAGGAAGACACAGACUCUGAUGGAGGAAAACGUAGGGGGUUGAAAGAGCGCUCAUUUCUUACUAAUAACUCUCAAUUAUAUAAAGGUAGAAUUGCACGCAAAGGUGAAGGUCAGCGUGCAGGUGAGGGGAAGGUCAGUUCUAAAGGUGAUGGUGAUUCUUUAAGUCAAAGAAUGACACAAAUAGAGGAGGAAUUAGGGGAAAGUACUAACAUUAAAAGACAAAAUUCAGAAAACGAUCUAAGCAGUAGGUCCUCACAUUCUACAAUAAGUGAAUUUGAACAUGAAAAUGACAAUUCCAACUGGGCACAUAAUGUAUCCAGAACAAAACUUUUAAUAAAUUAUGAGCAAGAUCCUGAUGAAGGGAUACAUGAAUCAGACAGAUCAGAUAUCAUUGAUGUUGAAAUAGAUGAAAAAGAUCCAAAAGAGAAAGUGGAGGUUAAGGUCAGUUCAAGACCGAGUAGUUGUAAAUCUGACAGUUCCUAUUCAGGUUCCACAAGCACACAUACACCAAGCAUCAUUACUUUACAGUCGAUUAAUUCACCUAAAAAGACAAAUGCUAGUCAUGAAAACUUUAGAGGCCUUUACAAAAGAAGGAAUACGUUUGCAUAUGAUCCUACAAAGGGUUUGGUAAGAAAUUAUCAUGGUUUGAGGCGUAAGUCUGAAAAUAAUGUUCAUAUGAAAAAGAAUGGAAAUUUUAAUACUUCACAGCAUGAGAAUUCUCAGGUUUCCCAAGGUGCUAAUAGAUACAAUAAAAGUUCAGGCUUUCUUCAUCCUACUUGGACAGCUUAUAAUAAUGAUAAUGCACACUGGUCUGUUAAUUCAGACAAGGAUUCUAACUGGCCAGUUGAUAAUGAAAUGCCUGAAAUAGAUAGUUUUGCUGAAAAUGAUCACAAUACAAAGAAAGAGUUUAACAAGAUAUCUGAGUCUGAUUCUGCAGGUUUGAGACAACACAUUGAUGAUGGCAAUGUUGAAACAGCUGUGAUAGACCAGGAAGAGUAUAUUUUAGAUAAUAUUGCAGCAUGUAAUGAAGAAGUUAAACAAAUUGAAGAACAGGCUACAGGUAAUGACUCUGAUUCUGACUCUGGGUCGUCAAUGGAUGAGGAGCUUAUCAAAGUUAUACUCACUGGUCAAACUGAAAAGGAGGUCUUGAAAGCAGAAAAUGAACAAGAGGUUAGGGAAGAAGUAGGAAUAAAAGAAAUUGAAAAAGAAGAAAUAGAUAUUAUGGAGGAGGUUGAAGAACAAACAGAGAAUAUGGAUGAGGUUGUGGGAGGCACUGAAGAUAGCCUAGACACAGAAACACAGGGGGAUAUAGAACAAGUUAAAUCUAAAGAAGAAAGUGACAAAGGACUUGAAGGAAAUGGCACUGAAGAAAUAGAAGAAGAAGUAGAAGACUCAGGUACCAGUAUAACUCAACAUGCAGAUGAAGCAGAACUGGAGGUUGUUGGUAAUGAAGAGGCAAAUGUUUUAGAGGAUAUAAAACAAGAAAUAAAGGAUGAAACAGUUGAUGAGGAGAACACGUCAGAUGUUAGGUCUAACAGAUCCGGCAGAAAAUCACGAUCAAAGAGAUCAAAGUCAGGACUUGGUUCAGGCAUUGGUUCAGGCAUUGGUUCAGAAGAAAAUGAUGAUACAGUCUCUGCCAUUGAGUUUGCAUUACCUUCAGGGACUGACUACACAUUACCUUCCCUUGAUUCAGACAGACUACUCGCUAAAACAGAUGGUAGCAACAAAGAGGUUCAGCAGACUAUAAAUGACGAACAGACUGGUUUUAGUGGUUCUACUGGCUCUUACUCUGACAUUUUAGCUUCAAAUUCAAAUUCUAGGCCAGCAACUGCUACCCAGUCUAGGCCUGCUUCUUCUCUAAAACUCUCUAGGCCAACUUCAGCUUCAGCUAGGCCUUUGUCUGCAACGGAACAUGAAAGAGAUCAAGAUAAAACUGUUGUAGGAGGUAACCAGGAUGUUAGUAAAGAUGCAGAAAUAGCUGUAAGUAACAAAGAUGACAAUGAUGUUGCUUUAAAAACUGGAUCUAUUCAAAAUGAAAGUGAGACUACUAAAACAGGGGAAAGGAAUUUAGAGAAAACUGAUACUGUUAAACAGCCAGACAAGCUUGCUAAUAAUGAUUAUCUAAGAAAACCUCCAGACAUUGGAAGAAAUGACAAAGACAAAACGUUUGCUGUGGAAGGUAAAGACAAAGAUGACAUGUCUAAGAAAAACCACAAAUCUGGUGAAUUAGAUGCUCCUAAACUAAACCUAAAGAAACAGUCAGAUGAGAAAAGACCCCAGCCAGUUCCAAAAACUGGGAAAAGUAACAAUGAAAGGAAGACUGUAGGGAAACAUAUUACCCCCGGAAGAGGUGUGCCACCAAAGCUACCAAAGCCUGAUCACAAAUCUAAACAGAAAGAAAAUGAAAAACAAAAAGAUGAUAAUGUAGAUGUUUCUUCAAAGGAAACUCUUGAUAAAACUGUAGUAGAAGGUGAAGGGUUGUUAGAGACUGUUUCUGAACAUGUUAGUAAGUUAGAUAAAGUCUCUGGUGAUGGGAACAUGGAAGCUGAUGUUGAUGUAUCUGCUGUUAUGGAUGGUCAUGAUAUCACAGACUCAAUUGCUGGUUCAACAGAUGCUCAUUCAAUUGCAGCAGAGCUAGAUGCACUCGGACUCAGAAAGAAAAGUAAGGGGGAUCUCACCUACCCAUUAUUACCACCUGGAAAACGACCAAAAGCUCCAGCGGAAAAAGCCAAGAUUCCGGAUCAUAUUGCGGAGGCGCUGAAUAGACAGACAGAUGCUUCUAUGGAAUAUCUGGAACAAGAUCUUGAAAGAAGAGGAUUUUUGAAAGAUGGGAAAGUGACAGCUCUGGUUGGAGAGAGCCUUUCCGGACCGACCCUCGAGGCUGUAGGUGAGGGGUUAACAGAGGAGGAGCUUGAGCUGGCCAAGCAAAUUCUUCAGCAAAAAUUAGAUGAGGCAAAAGGUAAACUGGAUGGAAAGCCUGUAACAAAGGGCAAGGCUAAGAAACCAGCGGGUAAACUUCCCAAAAAAGGAGCCAAGAAGCCUGGGAAGGGCAAGCAGGUGGUUGAGGAGAAAUCUCCGGAGGAAUUAGAUAGGGAGGCAAUAAGAGAGAAACAUGAACAAGAGAAAAAGAACCUUGAAUACCUGAAGAUACGUGAACAAGAGGCUGCUGAGCUGCAGAAAAAGAUAGCAGAGAAACAACGAAUGCUGAAAGAACAAAAUGAUUUGACCAGCGCUAGAUCAAAGGAGCUACAAGAAGAGAUGGAGAGGUUGGAGAGAGAGGCAGAGGCAAUACAGAGAGCUGAAGAUGAGGCAAGAGAAAUUCUUGCAGAUGUACGCAAAAAACAGAGAGAGGAACGAGAGGCUAGAAGAAAAGCUGAUUUAGAACGUAAGAAGCAAGAAGCAUUGGAAAGGAGGGAACGAGAGAAGAAAGAAAUGGAGGACAAAAGACGUAAAGAGAUGGAAAUGAUGGAAAAGAUAGCUGAUGCUGAAAUGAGGAGGAGAAUGAGAGAAGAGGAAGAACGAAGAAUAUAUGAAGAAGAACGCCUUGCACAAGAGAGAUAUGAGGAGGAGUUGAGGGAAGCACAAAGGUUGGAGGAGGAGGAGGAAGAAAGAUUGAAGGAGAUGGAGAGACAAGCAGAGGAGGAGGCAAUGCAGAGGCUCAUUGAGGAGAGGGAGGCCGCUGAGAGAGAACGACGAAGACUCCGAGAAGAGGAAGAGGCACUGCGUGAUGCUGAAAACUUAAGAAGACUUGCAAUGGAGGUGGAACAGAGCAAGUUAGAGGAGGAGAGAAGAAAAAUGCAGGAAGCUGAGGAGGCCAAGAGAGAGGCCGAGAGACAACGAUUGUUAGAGCUUCGUCAACUGGAGCAGGAGGCCAGGAUCAAAAUGCAAGAAGAGAUAGAGAAGAGACGUACAGAUGCCCUGGCCAGACGUGACUAUAAUCUAGAGAAUAGAUUGCAUGUAGACAAACUGAGACACGGUCAGGGCCUCACUAGAGCAUGGACAUUCUCAUACUUUGUUCACUGGCCAAGAGAAACUUAUGAAAGCCAAGCAAGGCGUAGACUAACAAGGAGAGAUAGACCAAUUGGAGCAGGAGAUCCCCGCAAGGUAGUUAAAAUAAACAAUCCAAAACCUAAAAAGGCAGAUCCAUUACCAGAGUCUGGAGAGGCACCACAAGCGGCUGUACCAUGAUAAACCAGACAUAGUUUACCAUGAUCAACCUUAGACAAUGUACGUCGUGUACAACAUAAUAUAUACUAUAUAAUUUACUACCAGAUAGAUUCAUCUGGCAAAAUAAUAUUUAUAGAAAAUGCACUUAUUUCUCCAAAUGCAUAACUUUAUGAAAACUUAGACAGAUGAUUAUAUUAGAAUUUAAAAAUGACAUUUUUUAAGGGGAGAAGCAACAUUGUUCCAGUGCCGUCUAAUGAUUCAUGCCAGUGAAAAAAAAAAUCGGCUUUGUCAGCAUUUCAACAGAAUGUAACAUAAAACAGAAAUGUGAAAAGCAAUAUUUCUAUUUUUGCUAUUAAGUACAAAAGAAAGAAUCAUGCUUUUAUCUAAAACUAAAUGCCUUUAAUAUAACUUUAGCUUAUAUUUAGCCUUCCUUUUCUUUCAAGUUCUCCUACAUAAAUGUCAGUGUACAAGUGAAGAACAAAUCUUUCUCUUUUUUAUGCCCCCAGCAUCUACUGAUGUGGGAGGCAUAUAGUGAUUGUUUUGUCAGUUCGUUCUUGGGUUGCUUUAUAUGGGCCAUCUCUUGGUUAACCAAAUGGGACCGUUUCGUCUAGCAUCAAUACCCCUUACAAGAAUGAAUUGACAUUAAUGCAAAUGUAACCUGUGACCAUUCCUAAUCUUCAGACAUCACUUGACCUCGGUUUGACCUUGACCUCAUUUUGGACUUGCGUUGCUUUAUAUGGGCCAUCUCUUGGUUAACCAAAUGGGAUCGUUUCGUCUAGCAUCAAUACCCCUUACAAGAAUGAAUUGAUACUAAUGCAGAUGUAACCUGUGACCAUUCCUCAUCUUCAGACAUCACCUGACCUCAGUUUGACCUUAAAAUUGACCUCGUUUUGGACUUGGGUUGCUUUGUAUCUACAAGGAUGCCACCGGGGGCAUCAAGCGUUUAUUGAAUGCAGCUUCUUGUUUAGACAUAUUUUGGGCUGUUUUAUGUACAUUUAUUACAGUGUCCUUAAAAUUUAUGUUUCUUUUGUCCUUAUAUUGAAUGUUAUUUUGACAUGUCAAUUUUAUAACAAAUAUGAAUGUUUUGAAAAUUUUGGGUGCAAAUAUUUAUAUUAUUUUGAGUAAGUGUUUCUUGGUGUUUGCCUUUUCUCAAGUCCUAAAAUUUGCAAUAAUACAUUUAUUUGCUCAUUUCAUAUUGCACAUAUCUUUAUAUACAUGAAAGCUAUGAUAGUUCUACAAAUCACAAUUUUACAUAAAAUUGAUAGAUUUAUGGUUAAAUGCUUUUCUAAAACUCAACUUAUGAUGUUCCUAUUAUUAUGCAACCAUGUAUUGAUUACAGUCAUUUUUCGUAAGGUUUUUCAGCAGUUAAGAGUUUUUACAAACAGUUUAACUUCUGACAAGGGACACCUUGAAAUAGCAAACACCUCUUCAUAAAGACAUAUUUUGUUUCUCAUUAGGUGAGAGUCUUAGUAAAUCAGACUCUACAUUGUAAUGGAAGACGUUUUGUUAAGCUGUGACAGAUAUUUUUACAUGGCUAGGCUUAUACUGUGAUAAUAAUUUAACUAGGGUAAAUUUGUAAACAGCUGUGAUAGUUAAGAUGUUACUUAAUGUGAUACUUAUUAAAGAUCCUCAUACGUUUUAUUUGAUUUUAGGGUAAAAUAGGUUUAGGUAAGAGAUCACCACUUCUAUCUGCACACAGUUUCCACUCAAGAAGUACUGGGAAUAAAGUAAGGAUUGAUUCAUUCUGAUUUGUCAGAUGUCUAUAAAGUCAAAGAAUGAAAAUUAAUCCAAAGAUUAAUUUUCAUAACAAGGAAUUGCUUAUGUUCAAGUCAUAAUAUUCUUAAUAAAGUUCUGUUCUUGUUUCCAUGCAGUAGGGAAUACCGCAUUUGGACAAAUUUUCCUACAGCUUUAUGGGUCUUGAAAAAACUACAAGAUUCUCCCAAUCUUGUCAUCAGGGAAUACACUAGGGUUCCAAUCAUUCACGCAAAAAUACAAAACUCCACAACUUUAUUAGAUUUCCUUUUUCUGUAUUUUAUUAUUAUUAUGACCAUUUUGAAAAAAUGUGAGUAGAUACACAGGUUUUAAUUUUGGAAAGCUCAGUGUCUAUUUACAAUGUCAUCUUGACACAAUUUUAUAGCUGUUUUCAAU
Mercenaria mercenaria is the source of this 7646-nucleotide messenger RNA. RefSeq names its product calponin homology domain-containing protein DDB_G0272472-like. Lineage: Eukaryota; Metazoa; Mollusca; Bivalvia; Venerida; Veneridae. The transcript has 25 exons. Bases 240 to 5519 code for a protein of 1759 amino acids. The record is from RefSeq and is a predicted model, not a curated record.